Messenger RNA from Manduca sexta (tobacco hornworm), 1795 nucleotides. Its product is annotated as caspase-7-like. Gene Ontology annotation, biological process: proteolysis. The record is from RefSeq and is a predicted model, not a curated record. Bases 84 to 1769 code for a protein of 561 amino acids. NCBI's taxonomy places the organism in Eukaryota, Metazoa, Arthropoda, Insecta, Lepidoptera, Sphingidae. The transcript is spliced from 5 exons. Gene Ontology annotation, molecular function: cysteine-type endopeptidase activity.
UAUAAGAGGCCAAUACAUUUCCACAAUAACUUCACACUGGUAACACGCAUAACACGUGUUUUAAUGUUACCCAAAUAAAUAUAAUGGAAGGUGAAAAUAAGGGUACUAACAUACAAAACCAAGGGACGGAUUUACAAAAGAAACGUAAGAGAAAAAAACGAGGAAAACAAAAAAUAAUCUCUGAAGAUGUUGAUAAUGGAUCAUGUGUGUCAAAUAUUGUUGAAUUGGACGCACCGGACAACGCCAACACAGUAGAAAAUAUAGAUUUAAUUACUAACAAGUGGGAAAUAGAUGAAAAUCCACGCUUUGAUAAGAACACAAACGAAAAUACGGAAUAUCAUGAAGUAACAACUGAUACGCUCCAUUCACAGAGCUCGUCACAGGUUAAGACUUGUGAGCACUUAUUCUCAUAUAGUAAUAAUAACGACCCACCUGAUUACGAACAUUUGAAAGAUGAAAAUUUAAGUGCCGACAUCAAAAACAAUAUUGUAGUACAAAAUCUUGUCACUGACGGUAUACCGUCAACCUGUGAAAAUCCAAGUACAAAGGUACUCCAUGAUGGCAAUAAAUUGAACACACAAUUAAGUAGCGAAAGUGAUACAAAAUUAAAUCGUUCCAUCUCGAGUACUACAAAAAAUUUAAUACAACUUUAUAAUCCAAGGGCGUUACCCAAAGAAUCUGAAACUUACGAAUUAGAGAAAUUUGACAAAAAUAAACUUAUAAUUUUCAAUCAAAUAAAGUUUGGCCAAUACGAGAGACUAGGCACGGAGGCAGAUUUGAAAUCAUUGAAGACCACGUUUGAAGCUUUUAACUUUGAAGUACAGGAUUACCCGGAUCCAACUGUUGAUAAAAUCGAAGAAAUUCUUAACGAAAUAAGUGUUACAGACUACUCUGACUACGGCUGCUUAGCUAUUGCGGUCCUGACGCAUGGCGGCAUUGAUGGCAAGCUGUUAGCUGCAGACGGUGACUAUUAUGAAAUAAAAAUCAUAAAUUUUCUGAAGACGCACAAGAACCACAGCUUAAUCACAAAACCUAGGUUACUUUUCGUACAGGCGUGUCGUGGACCGAAUUCACUUAUUGGAGUACCAGUUCUGCAACCCGGGAAAGUACAAAGCAAUUUAAUCUAUGACACCGAACCCUACACGUUACCCGUAGAAGCGGACAUGCUCGUCGUACACAGCUCUUAUGUAGGGAAUAGAGCGGUCAGACACCAGCGUGAAGGAUCGUGGUUUAUACAAACAUUAUGUAAAAAAAUCAAUGAAAUGGCGUCGACACACGACUUGGAAACAAUACUAACUCAUAUAAAACGCGAAGUAGCGAUUGAUAAAGAAAAGAUAAUAGUGAACAGAGUGACCAAGGAGCACGAAAUAAACAAACAAAUGCCUGUAGUGACAACGACACUCAUAAGGAAACUGUAUCUGAAGAGAAGUGCUGCUGAAGAAAACGCGUUGAAUACAAAUGGGAUGCCGACCGACGUAGCGGUGGACUCGUACAAUACUGGAGCCAACCCGAAGCCAGAGCUGGAGAAUUGCCGGUGUAACCUGAACUACUUUGAUUAUAUUAAAGAAUGUCUCAGGCACUUCUUGCAAGACAAUAACGAUUACAAGGACACUACAGGCCGAUCGCUACUCAAUCUUACGGACACCUUAAAAAACGAGGAAGCAUUUAAUGCAACGAAGGAAAAAUGUGCGAUGACUAUAGCUGAUUAUUUAGAAACGAGGGCGAAACACUGCCAACAUUAUAAAUAUAUAUACAUAAAUAAAAAAUAAAAUUUACUAAAUAGGUUUGUUACUAA